Molecule: messenger RNA, 4524 nt
Organism: Sus scrofa (pig)
Lineage: Eukaryota; Metazoa; Chordata; Mammalia; Artiodactyla; Suidae
Gene: BRINP2
Product: BMP/retinoic acid inducible neural specific 2
Biological process (GO): negative regulation of mitotic cell cycle; nervous system development; positive regulation of neuron differentiation
Cellular component (GO): dendrite; cytoplasm; neuronal cell body
Source: RefSeq, a predicted model, not a curated record
GGGUAGCAUUGUUAUCUUAAGACUCUCAGCUGGUGUCUGAGUCUGCAGGUGAAACUGCUUAGGUACGGAGCACAGAGUCUGAGCAGGGACGCUCCGGGCUGCAGCCUGGAAUGGAAUCCGCCAGCCUCGGAAGCUGCUCCGCUCGUGGGUGCUCGGGCAGCGCCUCCGCGGAGCUCGGAGGAUCCCGUUAGCACUUGUCCAGGGAUGUGCACCUGCGUUGCGUGGCGAGCGCUCGGGCAGGUCUGCAGGCAGCGGAGGGAGCCGUGAAGCAGGAGGAACAGUCUUUGCCCAUGUGCAAAGCAUUAAUUCCGGGAGAGAGAGGGCGGGUGAGUCUCUUUUAGAGUUGGAAGGAAGGCACGAUCUUGCGUUUCUCUUCGGUGGAGGAAGAGAGGACUCCCCAGGUCUGGUUUGGCACUUUCCUUCGCUCUCCACCCGCGUGUGCCUCGGCCCGACGUCGAAGCCCCACUUCAAACAUGCUGUGGGUGCCCGGCAUCCUUGUUACUCAGCUGGAAGGCGGCAGGCAAGUGGUCUGACUGCGGCCGCGGAGGCAGCGGGCAGCAAGAGAAUUUGAAAAGAGACACCCGCUCCCUCUACACACGCUGAAUCGGGGGCAUUCGCCUUUCCCCAAAUGAGAAGGAGCCACGGGAAAUCAUGAAGUAAAAACUUUGGAAAGCUGCCACUGGAAAUGUUGCACGAAAAUCUGGAAUCUUUUAGGAGUCUCCUCCCAGUCGGUGGAGGUUUGGGCAGCAGCUGAUACAGCAAGGAGGGCUCUUGCAAGGAUUCAAGGUUGUUUACUCAGCGAGGCCAGAGGGCAAAGAACAUCCCUGCGUCAUCAAUUCCUUCUGAUCCCCUUUCCCAAGACACAGGCUAGCCCCUGGGGAGCAUCACACAAAAACCAUCCCUUCUGAGACAGCGCUCCAAAAUCCCUCCCCAGCUCGCAAACAAGAGGCUGUAGCAGUCACAAAGGAGGAGACCACAAAAGCAGGAGGGGCGGGUGCAGUGGUGCCCGCAGCUGUGCCACGAGGUGCUGGGAUUGCUCAGCUGAGCGGCGGAGGGGUGAGGCAGUCUGCCAGCCUGGGCAGCGCCAAGGGGAUGGGCCGAGGGCUGCAGGCUCCCAGGAGAUGGCCCCGACUGGUCAGCCACACACGUUUGCUCCAGCAGCAAGCCCUGUUUCCCAGAGAAAAGGUCAAGUUCCAGGAGCCCUGGAGGAGCGGCACAGAGCGGGAGAGUGUGGCGAGAGAAUGAAGACACCAACUGCCCAGGAGAAGCAUGAGGUGGCAGAGUGGCACUCUGUUUAGAGGGCUUCGGCCAGCGGUGGUGGCGGCAGCAGCCCCAUGGGCGACUCUGCUGGCACUGGGCCUUCCUGGUUGGGUGCUGGCUGUCUCGGCCACGGCAGCCGCUGUGGUCCCGGAGCAUCAUGCCUCCUCGGCCGGCCAGCCGCCCCUGGACUGGCUGCUCACAGAUCGGGGCCCGUUCCACCGUGCGCAGGAGUACACUGAUUUCGUGGAGCGCUACCGCCAGGGUUUCACCACCAGGUACAGGAUCUACAGGGAGUUUGCCCGUUGGAAAGUGAACAACUUGGCUCUAGAAAGGAAGGACUUCUUUAGUUUGCCAUUGCCUCUUGCCCCAGAGUUUAUCCGGAACAUCCGCCUCCUCGGAAGGAGACCCAACCUGCAACAGGUUACUGAAAACCUGAUCAAAAAGUACGGCACUCAUUUCUUACUUUCUGCCACCCUUGGAGGAGAAGAGUCCCUGACCAUUUUUGUGGACAAGCGGAAACUGAGCCGAAAGUCGGAGACGGCAGGGAGUGCCCCUAUAGUCGGGGGCAGUGGGAACAGCUCGGCCGUGUCCCUGGAAACCCUGCACCAGCUGGCAGCCUCCUACUUCAUCGACAGAGAGAGCACCCUGCGACGGCUGCACCAUAUCCAGAUAGCCACAGGGGCCAUCAAGGUCACAGAGACCAGGACCGGCCCCCUGGGCUGCAGCAACUACGACAACCUGGACUCGGUCAGCUCCGUCCUGGUACAGAGUCCGGAGAACAAGGUGCAGUUACUCGGCCUGCAGGUGCUGCUGCCCGAGUACCUGCGUGAGCGCUUCGUGGCCGCCGCACUCAGCUACAUCACAUGCAGCUCCGAGGGUGAACUCAUCUGCAAGGAGAAUGACUGUUGGUGCAAGUGCAGUCCCACCUUCCCGGAAUGUAACUGUCCCGACGCCGACAUCCAGGCCAUGGAGGACAGCCUGCUGCAGAUCCAGGAUGCAUGGGCCACUCACAACCGGCAGUUUGAGGAGUCAGAGGAAUUCCAGGCCCUGCUGAAGAGGCUGCCCGACGACCGGUUCCUCAACUCCACAGCCAUCUCCCAGUUCUGGGCCAUGGACACCAGCCUCCAGCACCGCUACCAGCAGCUGGGAGCCAGCUUGAAAGUGCUGUUCAAGAAGACCCAUCGGAUUGUCCGCCGGCUCUUCAACCUCUGCAAGCGCUGCCACCGGCAGCCCCGCUUCCGCCUGCCCAAGGAGAGGUCCUUGUCCUACUGGUGGAACCGAAUCCAGUCCCUGCUCUACUGCGGAGAAAGCACCUUCCCUGGCACCUUCCUGGAACAGAGCCACAGCUGCACCUGCCCCUACGACCAAUCUUCCUGCCAGGGCCCCAUCCCCUGUGCCUUGGGGGAAGGGCCCGCCUGUGCCCACUGUGCCCCAGACAACAGCACACGCUGUGGGAGCUGCAACCCAGGCUACGUGCUCGCCCAGGGGUUGUGCCGCCCUGAGGUGGCUGAGUCCCUGGAGAACUUUCUGGGGCUGGAGACAGACUUGCAGGACCUGGAGCUGAAGUACCUGCUGCAGAAGCGGGACAGCCGCAUCGAGGUGCACUCCAUCUUCAUCAGCAACGACAUGCGGCUGGGCAGCUGGUUCGACCCCUCCUGGAGGAAACGCAUGCUGCUCACCCUGAAGAGCAACAAGUACAAGCCCGGGUUGGUGCAUGUGAUGCUGGCCCUAUCCCUUCAGAUUUGCCUCACCAAGAACAGUACCCUGGAGCCUGUCAUGGCCAUCUACGUCAACCCCUUUGGGGGCAGCCACUCGGAGAGCUGGUUCAUGCCCGUGAAUGAGGGCGACUUCCCCGACUGGGAGAGGACUAACGUGGACGCAGCUGCCCAGUGCCAAAACUGGACUAUCACCUUGGGAAAUAGGUGGAAGACCUUCUUUGAGACAGUCCAUGUUUACCUGCGGAGCCGCAUCAAGUCCCUGGAUGACAGCUCCAAUGAGACAAUCUACUAUGAGCCUCUGGAGAUGACUGACCCCUCCAAGAACUUGGGCUACAUGAAAAUCAACACCUUACAGGUCUUUGGCUACAGCCUGCCCUUUGACCCCGAUGCCAUCCGGGACUUAAUUCUCCAGUUAGACUACCCAUAUACUCAAGGUUCCCAGGACUCUGCCCUCUUGCAGCUCAUCGAGCUUAGGGACCGGGUCAACCAGCUCUCUCCCCCUGGCAAAGUCCGGCUUGACCUGUUCUCCUGCUUGCUCCGGCACCGGCUCAAGCUGGCCACCAAUGAGGUGGGCAGGAUCCAGUCCUCCCUGAGGGCUUUCAACUCCAAGCUGCCAAACCCCGUGGAGUAUGAGACAGGAAAACUCUGUAGCUAAUGGGGGACCCACUCCAGCACUGGGCAGGGAGGGGAUCCAUGAAUCCGGGGCGCAAAGAUCACCUAAGCCCUCACCUUAGUGCCAACAGGGUGCUCCCUUAAGACUGUCAGCACCCAGCUGAUGGGACCUCGGGGCUUGGACUGAUGCAGGCAGGAGAGGAAGAAACAGCCACGGCACACACGCGCACACUCACCACGCACGUGCACACAGCCGCACGCACUUGCACGGGGAAGCUACAGUUCAGCAGCCUGGAAUCUGUAAAGUCGGUGCUUUCUCAAAUGGAUGCGGUUGAAGGAGAGGAGCCUAGGGAGAGAUUCAGGAAAAGAACCAGCCAAACCCUGCAACACACAACUUCUUAAAAGUGAUUCUUAUCAUUCAAGAAAGCCAGAGGGAACAGCAGUGGGAGGGUGAGCGCUGCCUCUCCCUCGGUGGUGGAGUCACUUUUCUAUUCUUUUUAACCAGAUUUCUUAAAAUGGUGUUGUUUCGUGAUUGGUUCUUACUUUUUGUACGCUGCCUCCUCUAAGCCCUCCAGACAUGGACUGCUCCUGGAGCCGGCUCCCCUGGGAAACAAAAAGUGACACCCUCAGAGGACGGCUAAGGGCAGGCAGGCAGCCCUGCUCCCCCUCCCUUGGGCCCCUAGCUUCCUUGGCCUCCCCCCGUUUCAGGGCCGGGCGUGCUCCACGUUCCCCUCGGGAUCCAUCUGGUGCUCCUCUCCCAACAGCAUCCCAUUUUGUCCAAGAAAGCAGCUCUGUCAAGUUAGAGACCAUGUAUAGGGACAUUUUCUUUAAGAAAAAAACAAAAAAACAGAAAAAUAUGUAUUUUGUGUUUGUUUUUCUUGUCAAUCUGCUCCAGCCACAAGAACAGAGGAGUAAAAGUUUAACUGGUUUAAUA